UGUUUUUUUCCUGGAUAACCCCUUUAAGUAUGGUAUGGCUCACUACCACACUAUUACCAUCCUGUGUGAAUAGUCCUUGGUAAUUGCUAGGUUUGUCCUCUUCAAGCAUUGACUUUCCAAACAUUGGGGAAGAUUUAUCAAGACCUGUGUAGUGGAGUGAUCCAGUUGGCCAUAGCAACCAAUCAGAUUGCUUCUUUCCUUUUUAACAAGGCCUCUGAAAAAUGAAAGCAGGGGUAACUGCACCACUUUUUCCCUCCACCAGCCACUUCUUUAGGAAGACCCCUUCUCAUCUAGAUCAAAUUCUUUUUGUGAUGCCAAGCAGUUUUCUUCUUAUAGUCAUAUUGGCCCUGUUUUUUGGCUAGACCGCUCCUCUAACUUACCCUUUAUUUUUGGCAAUUUUGGGUGCUCCGUUUUUAUUGACAUACAGUCAUGUGCAAAAGUUUUGAGACCUACAAACAUUUUACACAAACUUUACUUCUUAAGUGUUUGUAGUUCUUUUUGUCAGAUGUUUCAAUGGUUACUGAACUACAAUUAGCAAGCUAGUGAAGUACUUCAGUCGACAGCUGUCCUGCAAGAGAAAAGUGGCUUUACAAGAGCGUAAUGCAGAGCUAGAAGGAUUCCCUCAACUUAUGCACUGGUUCAGGAUUGUCAACAUCCGCAAAGAGGUUAUGGAGGAAAUCGACCCUGGACAGCUGAAUUUGGAGGAGCUGUUGGAAAUGAAAGAUGAGCAGGUCUGUGAAACACUGGGAAAGUUUGGUGCCAGCAGUGAGGAAUGUGACCGGUUAAAUGCCUCUCUCUCCUGUCUACGGAGUGUGCACAAGUCAGGAAGCAGCCUGUCCAAGGAAGACUGGGCUAUUCAAUGGCCCGCUACAGAAACUGGGAAGGAAAACAGUCCCGUAACCCAGCAAGAGACAGCUCAGUGGAUCCGAUCGCAUCUUUCACAGAGUCCAAAACUACAAUCUAAAUGCAUCCAGCACUACUGCCAUUUGCCUGUAGCUCAUGGAUCCCUGUACACUAAUGUAGACAGGUUGACUGUUGAAGCAUAUCCAGUUUCAUGCCAACCUUCAGAAACUGGGCACCGCUCAUUGCCACCAUCCCCCCGUCAGCGGCAUACAGCUCACAAUAAUGCACCUAGGACUCCUAAUAUAGUUACCACUAUGACCCCUCCUGGCACCCCUCCGGUAAGAAGGAGGAACAAGCUGAAACCACCAGGUACCCCACCUCCUUCUUCCCGGAAGCUCAUUCACCUUAUCCCUGGAUUCACCUCCCUACAUCGGAGCAAAUCUCAUGAAUUCCAAGUUGGUCACCGCGUUGAUGAGUCUCACACCCCCAAGGCUCUGUUGUGUUUUAUAUUGGAUCUAUCUACUGAUGUCACCUUUCACGGUACUCCUCAAGGUGAUGAUGAGGACGACACUUCUGGAAAGUUACCUGCACAAACAAGAAGUCUCAGAACAAAGAAAAAGAACAAGCCUCUGAACCUCAAGAUUCACAACAGUGUGGGCAGCUGUGAGAAUAUCCCAUCUCAGCGCUCCCCUCUUCUCUCCGAACGCUCCCUACGUUCUUUCUUUGUGGGCUACCCAUCCUUUCUCCCUUCUACUCCCCCUGUUCACACUGAACCUUCUUCUGCAAACACACUGUCAGUGCCUCGCUGGUCCCCACAGAUUCCACGUAGAGAUCUGGGAAACUCCAUUAAACACAGGUUCUCAACCAAGUAUUGGAUGUCUCAGACCUGUACUGUCUGUGGGAAAGGGAUGCUGUUUGGACUCAAAUGUAAAAACUGCAAACUAAAGUGCCACAACAAAUGCACCAAAGAGGCCCCUCCAUGUCAUUUAUUAAUUAUACAUCGGGGAGCACGACUAGUUAGGACUGAAUCUGUACCAUGUGACAUCAACAAUCCUUUAAGAAAACCUCCACGGUACUCAGACCUACAUAUUAGCCAAACCCUUCCUAAAACUAACAAAAUUAACAAGGACCACAUUCCAGUGCCCUACCAGCCAGAUUCCAGCAGCAACCCUUCCUCUACGACAUCCUCCACACCGUCCUCACCUGCUCCUCCGCUUCCCCCAAGCGCCACCCCACCCUCUCCUCUUCACCCAUCCCCACAAUGCACCCGCCAGCAGAAGCCGUUCAACUUACCAGGGUCGAAUAGCACCUCUCAUCCAUGUACCUCAUCUUUGCUGCAAGGUUCUCAUUACUACAAGUACAAACAGCAGUUCAUAUUUCCAGAUGUUGUGCCUGAAGUCCCUCACCGAGCACCUCAAGUAAUCCUUCAUCCUGUAAACUCUAAUCCAGUUAAUGAAGGAAAUCCAUUACUUCAAAUUGAAGUGGAGCCAACAUCUGAGAAUGAAGAAAGCAAUGAGAAAGCAGAGGAGUCUGAAGACGACUUUGAGGAGAUGAACCACUUGUUGCUUUCAGCCAGGAACUUUCCCCGAAAAGCCAGUCAAACCAGCAUAUUCUUGCAAGAAUGGGAUAUUCCAUUUGAGCAGCUGGAAAUUGGGGAGAUGAUUGGCAAGGGACGUUUUGGUUUAGUGUAUCAUGGACGAUGGCACGGUGAAGUGGCAAUUAGGCUUAUUGACAUUGAACGUGAUAAUGAAGACCAAUUGAAGGCAUUUAAACGGGAGGUGAUGGCUUACCGGCAAACACGACAUGAGAAUGUGGUACUCUUCAUGGGAGCCUGCAUGAGCCCUCCACACCUAGCAAUCAUCACCAGUUUGUGCAAGGGGCGAACAUUGUACUCAGUGGUACGGGAUGCAAAAAUCGUCUUAGAUGUCAACAAAACCAGGCAGAUAGCACAAGAAAUUGUGAAGGGAAUGGGAUAUCUCCAUGCCAAGGGCAUUCUACAUAAAGACCUCAAAUCAAAAAAUGUUUUCUAUGACAAUGGGAAAGUAGUGAUUACAGACUUCGGCCUUUUCAGUAUAUCUGGUGUGCUACAGGCUGGCAGACGAGAAGACAAGCUGCGGAUCCCUAAUGGUUGGCUUUGUCAUUUGGCUCCUGAAAUAAUACGGCAGCUGUCUCCUGACACGGAGGAGGAUAAACUUCCAUUCUCAAAGCACUCUGAUGUAUUUGCACUUGGAACUAUUUGGUAUGAGUUGCAUGCUCGAGAGUGGCCAUUCAAAAGCCAAACCGCGGAGGCCAUCAUAUGGCAAGUGGGAACCGGCAUGAAGCCAAAUCUUAGCCAAAUUGGAAUGGGAAAGGAGAUAUCAGACAUUUUGCUUUUCUGCUGGGCCUAUGAUCAGGAAGAAAGGCCAACUUUCACCAAACUGAUGGAGAUGCUGGAAAAACUGCCAAAGCGGAACAGACGCCUCUCUCAUCCAGGUCACUUUUGGAAGUCAGCUGAGCUGUGACAAAUAUCUUGUGUGGUACAUUGGCAUCUUGGUUCCCCCUUUUCUAAAUCUGCCUUCUCCCUGUCCCAAUCACUACUGUUCUCCUCCUCAAGCUUUGGAAAAUCUGAAGGUGGAAGAACCUGUAGGAAAGACAGUGAAGAUCGCGCACAGGUGGAGCCUUGCACUCUUGAGUGAGAACAAGCCAUGGGCUGUCCCAUCUUUUUUAGCUCACCCGUAGGUGGGAUUGUUUAAAAGGGAAAUUCUAACCUCCUCAGAGACUGGAGUGCUAGAAACAAUAUUUGAAGAUAUGUUUUUUGGCCAGAGCUGUUAACAUUCUUGAUGGUCAUUCUAUGCGCUGUAUUGAUUUGUGAGGGGCAGUUGUGCACAUACCUCUAAACUGACCCUGAAUAUGCACCUCCAAUAUGCUAGAAACCGCUGCAGAACACUGUGAAAUUGCAGUACUGUGGCCUUCUCUAGCAGUCAAUGUAGAUGGGGGAAAAUUUUUGAAUUUACCUACAAUAAAUUGUCUCAUGUUUGUCCUACACACUCUAAGCAAGGCAAACGAAACACCAAUUUUAUUUUUUUAAGAUGUUUUUGAUGAUUGAAACUGAUUGGGAAAUUUGAAGAUCCUCUACAGUUUUACACAUCUGACUGAUUGAUAUGAGAUUGUACAUUAGUGACUGAGUUGGUUGAAAGAUGUCCCUUAUUUGUGUCUAGUUUGUAUUCUUUGUUAGGUUACUGGCAGCAUGCUGCUUUUCCCGUGCAGUACAGGGGGCAUGUUCACAAGGCAAAUACCCUUCCAAUUCUGUAUACAACAACACUGUGGGGUCUGACCUCUUAUUUUAAUGACAUUGUAGCCAAAUUUGACCCAACCAUGAAAAGGUCUGACCUCUUAUUUUUAGGAUAUUGUAGCCAAAUUUUACCCAACCAUGAAAACCAAGCUGAUGGUGGUCUGUCAGAGAAAAGCAGAUCAUUUCAGAUUGAUCCAUAUCAUCCAUUGUGUUUUUUCCCUUUACUUUUAAUGACUGAGCCAUGUUUAUACUUUGUAUUGACUUCUACCAAAUGUGACAUAAUUCAAGUUGUGAAAGUUCACAAGGCAUAUUUUAUAAGGGUUGCAUAAUUUGACACAAAAAAAUAACCUCUUAAUAGUUCAUAUUACUUAAAAGGGUAGUCCGCCCCUAGAUAUCUUAUCCCCUAUCCAAAGGAUAGGGCAUAAGAUGUCUAAUCGCGGGGGUCCCACCCCUGGGGAACCCCACGAUCUCGGCUGUGGCACCCCAGAAAUCUGGUGCACGGAUCGAACUUGCCAGAUGGCUGGCGAUGUGAGGCAGAGGCUCGUGACGUCACGGCCGCGCCCAGCUCGUGACGCCACGGUCAUUCCCCUUCAAUGCAAUUCUAUGGGAGGGGGCGUGACAUCCGCCACGCCCCCUCCCAUAGGUUUGCAUUGAGGGGGCAUGGCCAUGAUGUCACGAGCCUCCGGCGCUGCACCCGACGCUCUAAACGAAUGCCAGGUGCAGCAGGAAUAUCACGAUCAGACAUCUUAUCCCCAAAGAUGUCUAGGGUUGGAGUACCCCCUUAAAAACAUAAGACAUAUUUCACAGGUUGUAAACAGAAAGUAAUCAUUAUUAUUAUUGUUUAGUAAGUGGACUAGACAGUAUCCUAUUAUUUCAUACUCAACUAAACAUUGGUGGGAGGGCCCUAUUACAUGGGGCAAUUAUCAUCUGAACAGUUGACAUCGCCCUGUGUAAUAGGACCAAAGAUCAACUGCUAGAUGAGCAAACAAGCUUGUUCAUUGGUUGAUUUGGUCACUUUGACCCACUAAUAAGUAAUUGGCCAAUGGCCGCACAUCUCUCCAUGCAACAAGGGAUGUGUGGUCGGCGGCUGAUAGCUCAAAGGUCUGCACAAGCGAUCCAGAUUCAAAUGCAUGUUCCCAGAGCUAUAUGGCAGCAGACAGCAUGGCAGCACCGAGGUCCUGAGUUAGAAUUGCAUGGGCUGUAUGUUCUCUCUCUGUUGGGAUGGUUUUUCUUCCACACUUCUAAUGCACACUCAUUUCUUGGCUUCAUAUACCUGAGCCUCAGGAACUGAUUUGAGUGAUGACAAUCUUUGGACUGCUCUUCAGAAUAUGUUGUUGCUAGGUAAGCAUCAGGAAAAUAAACUAAGAGCCAUACUGUAGCUAUGACAGUCAGGUAAGUUUAAAUGGCUCCUCACCUCACAUUUUCCCAUUAUGUUUGGGGUAUAUGUCACCAUUCUGACAAAAUGGGGUGAUAACAUCUACUGCAGCAUAUUGGCAGUUGCUCCAUUCACAGGGCCCUCAUGUAUUCCCCAUCAGUAUUUUUACUUUGCAGGACAAAAAGGUACCGCAGACUAUAAGUCAUGCGAAGUAAACAUACAUGUGCAGGGAAUUGCUAGUCACUAGUUGACAGCGAUGUACAGUAAACCUGAAACGUUUGGGGCAAUCGUGGUGUGAACAUCCCCUUAGUUGGCUGAAACUACAGUAGAAGCUGUAGAAAGACACAUUUUGAUCUACUUGAAAUAUUGCAGGCUAACCCUUUCAUUGCAACAUGUGCCAUGUAGUACUUUUAUAACAUUUCGGUAUAACUGUUACUUUCAACUUAUUAGACCAAGUUCAUAUCGAUUUAGGUUUUGGUCACACAGUGUUUUUUCAGGUGUAUUUGAUUAUAAAAAAAUACAUCUGUAAAAUCUCCGAAAUUUUAUGUCCGUAUUUUCAAAAUUAAUCUUCUCUAUGUAAUUCUAUGGGAAAGUAGUUGUCUGUGCGCACAGUAUAUAAAAAAGUAGUUAUAGUUUUUCCAUCCGUGUAAUUAAGUGACACAUUUUGUGUAAUAAAAUAUGCUAUCUUUUAAUUUUAGAAAUUUUUAUUUUGUAAUAAAACAGUGACAAACAUUCAUGUACCAGAGCAAUCAGUACAAUAACACAACAAGGAGCCUCUCAGUUAGAGGCAAAAACAAUUGGUGAACAAGAACCGUAGUACAAGUGGCUGUAUACAAAUACGAAAAUGGAGAGUUCCGCAUCUAGAGAUGUGGGCUGCACGACACAUAAAAUGACACUGCAGUACCACUCGGCAACGGAACUCAGGUCACACAAUGAGAAAACAGUGACAACAAUAGGAACCAUUAUGCCUAUAGAAGGUACGGCAGUCUGAGGGGCUGAUAGUAACCGGCUGUAACGUACGGAAAGAGAUAAAGAAAAGGAAAGGCGAAGGAGUAGAGAGAGAAUGAAAAAAAAAUGAAGAGAAAGAGAUCAAGGUGAGAUUACGAGGUAUAAUGAGGACUAUGAAUCCAUAUAUCCCAUUGUUUGAGAAACUUACUUUCAGCGAACGCAUGCUCAUAAGCGCAAGUAAAAUAUGCUAUCUUGAAAAAACACUGUGUGACUUAAGCCUAGAGUUUUUGUUUGGAGGAUUGAGAAGAUUACUAUAUAGUGUGUGUAGCCUUAUAAUGCAGCCAUAACUACGGCUCAAAUUUUUGAAGAACCUAAUUUCUUAAAGGGGUUAUUAAGAAUAGAAAAACAAAGCUAAUUUCUUUCAAAAACAGCUUCACGUCUGUCUCCAGGUUGGGUGUGGUUUAACAACUUGGCCCCAUUGGAACUGAGCUGUAGAACCACACCCAACCUGGAGACAGAAAGAGAGCUUUGUUUUUCUAUUCCUGGAUAACCCCUUUAACUUUAAAGAUCAGUAUAACAUGAGCAAACAGAAUGCAGUUUAGGUAUCUUAUUAAAGACAAAUAAAAAGGGACCCAAAGUUAAAAGUAAAGAGAGCCUGAUAGAGUCUUUAGGUGCAUUGUGACUUGAGAUAUUUAAGUAAAAAAAAGAUAAGUGAAGAUUAAAGGACUUGGAUCAUAUCUAAGUGUAGAGCUAGACCCUUCUGUAGGUAUGGAAAUACAAAAUGAUCUCCUGAAAACCAUUCCUAGCCAGAGAAAUAGGACACAUCCUCACAGGGAUAAAAAUGCUAAUAUGUUUUUUACUGUAUUCUGUCACAAUUCUUAAAACAAUCCAUUUAUAUCAUGCCAGCUGCUUAUAUUAGGAGAAGAAAAACAAAAAAAGAAUAAAGAAAAAGACAAAAAGGACAUAAAAGUAAACAACAAAGCAUUAAAUACAGAGAAAUAUGGAGAACACUGAUACACAGAACAAGCUCAACGUACAGUGAUACAUCUGUAGUCAGAGUUUGAUAGACUUUACAUUUCAGUACCGUAAUUAUUCUAUAUCAAUGUGUAAAACAGACCUAGGCAAUGAGAUUGAAUGCUGUCUCAUCCCUCCAGAUUACGCCCUUAUCAUUUGUGUUCAUGCCCAUUAAUAACAUUUUAAAAUAACAGGUCAAAUGUACCCUAGGCAUAUGCCCAGCUCGUCUCUGGGAAUUAUGGUUUUAGGGGUUUAUGUAACAAUUAUUAUUAGGCAACAUUUACCAUUCUAUCUGCCAAUAUAACCUAGUUUCUAGCUAGGUUUGUACCUGUUUUGUUAGGAAAUUGUUGGAAAAAAGGCAAAAAAACAUUGUCACCUUAUUAUAUGAAAUGUAAACAGAUAGGAGGAUUUAUGAAACUGCUUAACUUGAACAACUAUAACAAGAUGCUAAAUAUACUUAAAUAGGCACUGUCCGACACAAAAACUUUUUAUAUGUUGUACUUCUUGGCAAAACAUUAGUGUUUCUAAUAUGCUUAAUGAGAAAAUUGUAUUUCCUUUUUAUAGAAAUCAUGGCUUUUAAAAAACACCACUGGGGGACCACAUACCAUCCAGAACAUAAUCCUGUCUGGCUGCAGCAUCAUCUUUAUCCAAGCUGAAGCACAGGCAGGGACAAACUCCAGGAAGUGAGGGUGGGACUAGCACUCCUAGGUGCUCACUCCUGUCCUAUCAAGCUGCAGCAUAAAAACAGAAAGGAGGGGGUUACGAAUCAGCCUUCAGUGAUUGGAAGAAGGGACCCAUCACUCAGAAAGGAAGUUAAGUAAUGCAGAGUGAGGGACAUGCCCCCUUAAAAGCACAGAAUGCCAAAUUAAGGGAGCAAGAGAAAGUAGGCAUUUGUGAGAGAAAUAUAGGUGCCAGACAUAGACAAAUCCUUUAGGGUUAUAUAAUGAAGUAAACAUUUCCAAUGCUGGAUAACCCCUUUGAGCUUUAUCUACAUAGAACAUAAAGUCUGUUUACAUUCAUGAGAUACCAAAAGAAUAUCACCAAAAUGAUCAAAGCCACAAAAGUACAAAAAAAAAAAAAAAAAGUAUUUAAAAUACAUUGCCAUUGACAUACAAUAAAGGUCUAAUAUUUAAAGCUGCAAAAAUAUAAAUACAACUUGCCCAAUCUAUUGUAAAUUUCGGUAUUAGAGUUCAGUUGUAGUUUCACCUUUACACUUGCUCACCAGUGAGGUCACACCAAGUUCCAGUAGUAUAGUUUAAUUGGCACAAGAUAGAUACUUAGAUUUAUAUGGAAGUAGACAUUUGGCAGACAUGACUUUUUUCAAAAGUUUGCAAAAUAUAUGUUUGUUGUAUAGACAAAUACAACAAAACCAAAGAUUUUACACAUUUUACACCUCUUGGAUUCUUUCCCAAGUUUUUAUUAAGGUUUAUAUUAUGUUGUACUGUUUUUUGGUGCUUGGGAUCAGUAUGAAGCCUGCUAUAGAUAGAAGUACCGUAUUCAUUGGGGUAUACCACGCAUCGGCCUAUAACACGCACCCUCAUUUUACCAAUGAUAUUUGGGUAAAAAAAGUUUUUUACCCAAAUAUCCUUGGUAAAAUGAGGGUGCGUGUGUGUGCAUGUGUAUACCCCGAUACACUGUUUCUGACCCUGCAGAAGCCUCCAGGAAAGGCAGGGGGAGAGAGGCCAU
This is a messenger RNA of Hyla sarda, 9137 nucleotides long. It is a transcript of the gene KSR2, whose product is annotated as kinase suppressor of ras 2. Gene Ontology annotation, molecular function: ATP binding; protein kinase activity. Lineage: Eukaryota; Metazoa; Chordata; Amphibia; Anura; Hylidae. Bases 630 to 3344 code for a protein of 904 amino acids. The transcript is spliced from 21 exons. The record is from RefSeq and is a predicted model, not a curated record. Gene Ontology annotation, biological process: protein phosphorylation.